GACAAAGCGGUCACGUCCCCAGAAAUGGCCCUCCUGGGAUGCAGGAUGCAGGCCCUGCCCGCACUCUGCCUCUCUGUGAUGCUCCUGGCCUGCCUUGUAGCAUCCGUGACUACAGAAAGCCUGAUCCCCACGCCUAGUCCUGAGAGCAGCCGUUGGAGCCUAGUAAGGGCCAGGGUGAUGGAGAUGGUGAAGCCGCUGGUGACCAGGACCAGGGACAGAUGGCAGUGGCUCUGGGGCCCCGGGGCUGUCCAGGGCUUUGUGCAGACCUACUAUGAAGACCAUUUGAAAGACCUGGGUCCCCGCACUCAGGCCUGGCUGGAAAGCUCCAGAGACCAGUUCCUGAACAAGACCCAGAGCCUCUGUCCUAGGCUGCUCUGCGGGGACCGGACUCAGGGUUAAAGUGCCACACACCUCCCCUGAGCACCUGCAAUAAAGCUGUUUGUUCUUAA
This is a messenger RNA of Phodopus roborovskii (desert hamster), 449 nucleotides long. It is a transcript of the gene Apoc4, whose product is annotated as apolipoprotein C4. The transcript has 3 exons. Gene Ontology annotation, biological process: triglyceride homeostasis; positive regulation of triglyceride storage. The record is from RefSeq and is a predicted model, not a curated record. Bases 25 to 399 code for a protein of 124 amino acids. Gene Ontology annotation, cellular component: high-density lipoprotein particle; very-low-density lipoprotein particle. Lineage: Eukaryota; Metazoa; Chordata; Mammalia; Rodentia; Cricetidae.